AUGGCAGGGAUGAGGGAAAACGGGCCGGAGAACAUUGACUUUAUUCCAUUUUUGACCUUACGGGAGGCUGUGCGGAAUGGUGAAUGGAAGGGUGUAAAGGACUUCCUGGAGAAACAUCCCGAUGCAAUGACUGCAAAGAUUGAAAUUUUUGGAAGGACUCCUCUUCAAGUCGCUAUUGCUGCUGGACAUAUGCACAUGGUGGAGAAGUUGGUGGAAAGAAUGUCUCAAGAAGAGCUGAAAACAGUAGAUGAUGAAGGUUUCAUAGCCCUAGCUGAGGCCACAUGUGGUGGAAACUACCAGAUGGCAAAGUGCAUACUAAAAAAGAAUAAGAGCUUGGUCAGAAUUGCAAACAUGGGAGGCGUACUUCCAGUUGUACUGGCUAUUGUCACUGGGCAUAUUGAAUUGGCUAGGUAUCUCUACUCUCUCACUCCUAUAGAAGAUUUGAAGCCAGAAAAUGGCAUUAGCGGAGCUGAACUUUGUACACAGGCUAUACAUAUGGGAGCACUAGGAAUCAAGCAAUUAUAUGAAAUGAAGGCUGUCCAUGCCCAGUCGCGUGACCUUCUGCAGCUCCUGUGCUGUGAGGUCACAUCGACUUCUGAUCAUCAACAAAGGCAUCAACCUUGCCUUAAUGUAUCCAUAUACCGUGCUAUUUACGAAGGGAAUGUUGAGUUUUUUCUAGAUAUGGUUCGAACAAAUCCUGAGCUUGUGUGGAUUCUAGAGAUAACUAAGGGAAGAAACAUCUUGUCACAUGCUAUUGGAUCUCGCCAAGCUACAAUAUUUAACAUCAUAUGCGGCCUUCAUGAGAAGAACCAAUUGGCAGGGAUGUUGCCAGUUUUCACUGUGCUUAGUAUCAUUCCAGGCGCAGCUUUAAAGAUGCAAAGAGAACUACAGCGGUUUAAGAAGGUGGAGAGCAUUGUUCAACCCAAGAUUAAGGAACAUAUGAUCUCCCAAUUUUACAAGCCUUGGCAAUAUUUUGUGGAGGAACAUAAGAACAUGAUGGAAGACGGAGAACGAUGGAUAAAGGAUACAGCAACUUCUUGUACAGUAGUAGGUGCUCUCAUAGCCACUAUCAUGUUUGCUGCAGUCUUCACGAUUCCCAAAGUUAACAACCAAACUACACGGUUCCCAAUAUUCUCGGAGGAAAAGUUGUUUAUACCCUUCAUCAGAUUCCUUGUCACUUUUUUCUUCCUCAACUUCAGUGUUGAUAUUUUUGGAAAUUCUCACGUCAUGCUAUGCAGAAGAUGA
Carya illinoinensis is the source of this 1245-nucleotide messenger RNA. RefSeq names its product ankyrin repeat-containing protein NPR4-like. Lineage: Eukaryota; Viridiplantae; Streptophyta; Magnoliopsida; Fagales; Juglandaceae. The transcript is spliced from 4 exons. The record is from RefSeq and is a predicted model, not a curated record. Gene Ontology annotation, molecular function: protein binding. Bases 1 to 1245 code for a protein of 414 amino acids.